GAACCAGGAAACGACGCUGGAUUAUAUAUGGAGGUGGCCAUAACUCUGAGAUAGUUAACCGUCUUCUUGAGAUAUCGCCUGUGACAUUGGCUCCUUACUAAACAGCCAUUUAAUAUUAUCAGUCUACAUGAGAUGAGAAGAGCUCUUCUAAAGUUGUGAUCAUAAAAUAUUUUUCACUGGAAAAAAAACUUUAUUUAGGAUAAACGCUACCUUAGAAAUCUACAGAUGGCAACUCCGCGAGGAUACACAGUAGACCCAGCGGAACCUAAGAGACCAAAGGUGACCUCCUAUCAAGUGAAUGAUGAAGACACAAAAAUUAGUUUCUCUUGUGGAAAUGGAUCACUUUUUCUCAAGCUGUCUUCUGUUCUAAUGUUUCUCAGCUGUAUAUUACAGGUGAUUGCUAUAGGCGCCCCCUACUGGGCAGCUGGCUGGCGACGCUCCAAGAUGUCAUGGCAUGAAGGUGUGUGGAUGACAUGCUACAGAGCUGAACUGGAAAACAAAUGGAUCUGUGGAGCUUAUGACUACCUUAACCCAAGACCUGGAGUGCCAUUUUGGUAUGCCGCAGUACAAGCCAUGUGUCUCUGUUCCAUUGUCAUCUUUAUUCCUGCCCUCCUCAUCAAUUUAUUCUACACGAUGCACCCCAAGGGGAAGAUGUUUCGCGGCUUGAUGUGGUUUAACUUUGGACUGACUUUGGCCACAGCCCUGCUACCCCUGAUCAUGGUCAUCGUGUUUGCCGCGGGUCACCCACGACGAGACAGGUUCCCCAUCCCAUACCUGGACCAGGACUACGAUGAUUCACCAUUUGAGUUUCAUUUUUGUUUCAUUUUUGAGAUCUUUGCUGUGUUUGUGUCAGUGGGAGCUUUUAUCCUGGAGAUUGUUGACCUGCGGAAAAAUAAUUAAUAGACCGUAAACUUUAACAUUUAUUUUUAAAAUAAUAAAUGAUAAAGAUUGAUCCUCAAUGUAUCCUGAAUGUUUGCAUCAUGAAAUUGAAACACUGGUUGUUAUGAUAUUAGCCAAUUUUUUUUCAUGAUGUGCCUUUUGAUUUGAGUGAAAAUUACAUGAGGGUGGAUCUUUUUGUAGAUAUGUUCUGUAUUGUUAACAGCUCUGAAUUGACUGUAAAUAGUUUUGAAAGCAGUAAAAAUGUACUGAAAAAUUAUGCUUUUGUAAAUAAGAUAAGAAUUUUCUAAAUGUAAACACAAGUCAGAAGUUGUUUCCGUAAAAUAAAAUAGUCUAAAAGUUAUGUAAUUCAGGAAGGCUUAUAUCUGUAUAUAAAAACAAUGAAAGGAAAAUAAAGACUGUCUUCACUGUACUUUGUUAUAGCCCAUAGCUGGCAUCUCUUUACCAAGCAUAUUAGUUUGCUAUUUUUAAAAUUCAAUAUGAAUACUUUUCUUAGAUUAAAAAAAAUGUUCACCAUAGAUGUAUAGAAAAAUUAGAAAAGCUAAAAUCCCACAAUUAAUAUCGUAGGCUUCUUCUAAUAUUUUUAGCUGAUUUUAUAGGUGUAUCUAAUGUUUUUGAAUACGGACUAUUAUGAAGUGUAAAUACGAUUUUAACAUUAGUUAACAAACUGCUGAAUUUGAAAUGGUAUAGUUUAUAUUUUUUCAUAACUGAUUUGUUGACUUGAACAUUCCAUCUGGAUCAGUUGUACCAUGUGUACCCUAUGACUGUAUUCAUCAGUGUCUGUCAUUUCUUUUUGGUGUUGUAAUACAUUUCUGGCAGCAGUUUUUCUAUUUUUCUACUGUAGGUAAAUGCUUCUGAGUUACUGGCUAUUUACAUGUAUACCAAUCAAAUUUUUACCCUUUAUUUAAAAAAAAAAUACAAUUUUAUUUAGCAAACUAAAUUUUAAGUGCUUUUUUUUAACUGUUAGAUUUUUGAAAACUUCCAAUCAAAAGACACUGUUGUUUUAAGAUUAAUUUUUUUCCAUGGAAACUUGUAAAGUUAGCUUAGAAUACAAAGUGUAAUUAUAAAAUUACAAUUACAAAAUUAAUAGCUACUGUUACACUAGAUUUUUAUGUGAUUUUUUUUUAAAAAAUGAUUUGUACCAUAUUUAUAUAUAGGCAUAAUGUUUUUAAACAUAAUAUACACAAUAUGUAUUUAUCACAAUUUGUUUUUAACAAUUGUAAACACAAAAACAGAAAGUGCUGUCCCUGUACUAUAAAACUUUUUUCCAUGGUUUGAAGUAUCUGAACUAAAACUCACUUUGGCAAGUCUUGGUCUGCACUGAUAAAUCUUUAAUGUAGGGAGAACGUUGUACAUAGCAUUCCUGAUUCUACCUGAGUUCACAUUCUGUAAUAAUUUUACAUUAUACAACCAAGUUUAUUUUUAAUUACAAUAAAAUUAUUUUACCCAAUUA
Messenger RNA from Physella acuta, 2350 nucleotides. RefSeq lists its product as uncharacterized. Lineage: Eukaryota; Metazoa; Mollusca; Gastropoda; Physidae. The record is from RefSeq and is a predicted model, not a curated record.